UCACAUUUGCUAUUAGUUUUUUUACAGUUUUAAAUUUAUAUUAAUUAUGAAUGAAAAAAGAAAUAUUUUAAACGUACCGUAUAGUAAAAGUGGCGAUAGAGAACAAGAUGAAAAAUUAUUACAGCCCUUUAAAUACAUUCUACAAAUACCUGGAAAAAAUAUUCGUACCAAAUUGGCUGAGGCAUUUAAUUAUUGGUUAAAAAUUCCAAAUGAAAAAUUAGCUGAAGUUGGACAAAUUGUGGAAAUGUUACACAAUUCCAGUUUAUUGCUCGAUGAUAUUGAAGAUAACUCAAUUCUUCGACGAGGAAUACCCGUAGCACAUUCUAUUUAUGGUGUUGCAAGCACCAUAAAUGCAGCUAAUUAUGUUUGCUACAUAGCCCUAGAACGAGUACUUAGUUUAGGCCAUCCUGAGGCAACUAAAAUUUACACCGAACAAUUGUUAGAGUUACAUCGUGGACAAGGAAUGGAAAUUUAUUGGAGAGAUAAUUUUCAAUGUCCAAAAGAAGAGGACUAUAAAGAUAUGACGAUUAAAAAAACUGGUGGAUUAUUUAUGUUGGCUAUACGUUUAAUGCAAUUAUUUAGCGAUAAUGAUGCUAAUUUCUCUAAAUUAGCUGGCAUUCUGGGAUUAUACUUUCAAAUUCGUGAUGAUUAUUGUAAUUUAUGUUUACUUGAGUAUUCAACAAACAAAAGUUACUGCGAGGAUUUAACUGAAGGAAAAUUUAGUUUUCCUAUUAUUUAUGCAAUUCAUUCCCAACCAUCUGAUGGUGAACUAAUGCAUGUGUUGAGACAACGAACUCGUGAUACAGAAGUAAAACGAUAUUGCGUUUCGUUAAUCGAAAAAUCUGGUGGUUUUGCGUAUACCCGAAAAAUUUUAACCGAAUUAGAUGCUCAAGCUCGUGAAGAAGUUGCUCGUCUAGGUGGUAAUAAAUAUAUGGAAGCUAUUCUGGAUAAUUUACUUACUUGGAAAGAAGGUGGAACGUAAAGUGUUUUCGACUUUACCCAAUAAAUUGAAUUUCAGUUUUUAUUGUUUUGUUUUAGAAUAAAUUUGUUGUUAAGGUCUCUCAUCUACUAAAAACUACAACCCGAAGUAAGCAUUUCAUGUCAAUUUGACGUAAAAAUGAUGUCAUUAUUGGAUGAAAGACCCAAGAGAUACUUUAAAAUUAUUUGAAUUAUUAUCGAGAUUUUUUUUAUA
Chrysoperla carnea is the source of this 1192-nucleotide messenger RNA. RefSeq names its product geranylgeranyl pyrophosphate synthase (gene qm). Gene Ontology annotation, molecular function: prenyltransferase activity. The record is from RefSeq and is a predicted model, not a curated record. Gene Ontology annotation, biological process: isoprenoid biosynthetic process. Lineage: Eukaryota; Metazoa; Arthropoda; Insecta; Neuroptera; Chrysopidae. The transcript is spliced from 7 exons. The coding region runs from base 47 to 982 and encodes 311 amino acids.